GGAAAAUCCGCAUCUGCAACGUCGAGGAGUCACCUUAAAUCCCUGGGCGGCGUUACCGCCCAACACCUUUCUUCUCCACCGCUUCUCUGCCUUCUUUGCACUUCUCUCUCCCCACCUCACCCUUCUGGGCACCUUUUUUUCUCUCUUCAUCUUGCCCAGCUUCUCACCGUUGGGUUCUCACUCAUUUCGAUCGUUCCUAGAUCUGCUAGUUCAGGUCAUUUCUUUCGCCAUCCGGCUGUCAUCAUGAACAGUCUGGUGGCCACGCCUCCUGUCCCUCCUCAUUUCUACGAGAACCCUCGAUUCUCUCCCUCCCGUAUAAUGUCUACACCUUCGUCGUCCUACACCAGCCGAAAGCGGAAAGCCGACGACGAUGGCAAUGAUCACGAUGGACGCAUGUCCGCCUCUCCCACCAACUCGCCUGCCUUCACUCCUCGCCAGCUCCCUUCUUUCCGAAACAUCAAGCGUUCCCGACCGAAUGUCUCCGGGAAACCUCUCUCCCUACCUCGUCUCCUAGAGACCCUCGAUACCGAUGCCUUACGGACAGUGGUACGGACCAUGUGCGAACGCCACCCUCAACUGGCCGAUGAGGUCGCCCAAACCUCUCCCCGUCCAAGCGUCUCUUCUACUCUGCAGGUGCUGCGAAACUAUCAAGCCGCCCUCCAGUCCUCGUUCCCCUUGGGUGGCAACACCGAAUCCGACUACGCCUACAAUCGAGUACGACAGCCGCUUACGAACCUUCUGGAAGCUCUGAGUGAUUUCACGCCGAACUUCCUCCCUCCAAACGAAUCACAGCCGUCGGUUUCUUUGAGCUACCUGGACGGGGCGACUGAUAUCAUCCACGGCCUGCCCCGCUGGAGUACGCCACAGAACAAUUUCGAGCGGGACUCAGCCUAUGAUGAGAUCUGCAAAGCCUGGAUCCUGGUGAUCAGGGAAGCGGCAAAGCGAGGUGGAGGUAUUCAGCUACAAUACGGUGGCUGGGAUCAAAAGCUGGCAAAACACAACCAAAACUCCGGGGGCAAGAUGCAGGCCGCAGUCAAUGAACUUGGGCAAAGCCUGGGCUGGAUGAACGGACCUGACUCGCCGUCCCACGGCGCUGGCAACAUUGAAAUGGGCUCCAUUCGAGACCAGCUUCUGUCGGGUACCUACGGCCUGGGCACACCCGUCAAGGUUGGACCUUGGUGAGCGAGAGGACUGUCCCGUGACUCACUUCUCGGCACUCAAGCUCCAAUAAGCUAAACAAUUUGACGACCACUUAAACACCAUUUCGCAUAUACCAUAUGCACUCACGUCGCACCUCCAUCUGCUGCAUCGACCCCCUUGGUUUCGUUGUGGGCUUCCUGCAACAAUCCCAACCAAACACCCGGCCGGACCAUGUUCGACGUAUGCCACGAUCACGACCCCCUAUUGCAUGACCUUUAGAGAAACCAUCAGGUCUCAGAAUGGCGUUUAUAUUAUGCAAAGGCGAAUAACCCGACAAUUUCGUUUCCUUUUAUUUUUCAUUUCCCCCUUUUCUGCAAUUUUUUUGUUUGGGGAUGUUCGGGGAAAAGACAAACGUGCCGUAUCAAGCUUGAUCAAGCUUGUCCUUGAAUAAUACCCUCCCGAAUGAACCAGACACUCAUCAACCCACGCUUGCCUUACUAGGGCGUUGCUGUUUCCUUCUCUAUGCUAUUGCUCUUCCUAUUCCGACUUUCCAGUUAUGGUUUUCCCUCCUUCCCUUUCUUUCUACCGUUAUCCUCAGUUUCUUUUGUUUAUCAUAUUCAAAUCUCGGGUGGCAUGCUUCCCUUACAUUCAUGUUUGCCUUUUGUUGCCUUGUGUGGCGCUAUUUGGAGUCAUGUAUAUCCCUUCCGCUUUCCUAUCCGCUUGGUCCCGGUCGUCAUCUUCAGCUUUGUCUACGUCAGCAUGAACCCUGCAACCCCUGUGGUUACGCCGGGAAUAUGCCAACCGAACCCUCGGGCGGAAUUGAGUUCUACUCAAAGACUUUAGGCAUUUUGGGAUCUCCCUACCUGCCAUGAAGAGGAACUCAGCAAUGACAGUUGCAAGCUAGCUAGCUCAAUGAAAUAUAUUUGAAAUAACCUCAAAUUCAACUGCUUGUGCACCGGCUUAGAGAUUUGUAAGAUUCGUAGUAGUGAAGAGAUUCGCGAUCAAUUAACUGAAACCAGAGUGUCAUAUCCCGUCCACGUCGUAUGUUUGAGGGAGAUUAGAGCAACAAUAUUCUAUACAAAGACUAGUGAAUCGAUCUCUCCCCCGGGGCAGAUCAAAUUAAAGCACGCUUCAUGACCUGGAACAACCACCUCGCAUCCUCCCACCCGCCUUGAGUACCAGGCUUCUCGACGCUCCCCAAGGACUCGCCAUCCGUAUGUGAAAGGGUUUCCGCAUCAUCAUCUUCAGCAGCGGCCAGCGACAACGUAUCAUGAGCCCGCUCCUCUUCUUCAGAUCGGACAUGUGGACCCUCCUCAAACGUGACAGUCGUCGACGUCGCAGCCGUCCCAAUCCUCGUGGCAGUCCCCGCAUUAGGAGCAGGAGCAGGAGCCGGCCACUCCUCCACGCCGAACAACGUCCACUCAACCAACCGAUCAAUCCAGCUACCAAGCCCAAACCCACGUUCACGCGUGAGCCGCUGCAAAUCCGCCUCAUCGAAUUCAUCCGGGGUAUCAUCUGAGAACGACUCAUACUCCGAUUCAUCAUCUUCCUCACCAUCCCAGAACUCGGACUCUUCAUCCGAGAGCCCUCGUUCCCGCUGCAAAGAUGCCAUUUCCGCGCGAAUACGCUCGUCCACGAAAUCAGGUACCAGUCCCGAACCCCGACCCCGGGAUACGGGACUCGUCGUGCCGACUCCGGGACUAGGCACUUUCCCUCCCUCGGCUGUCAACGAAGCAGAUGAAAGCGGCGGGAUAGUCGUCAUAGUUAACCCGGCCCGACUACCACGUCGACUGCCACCACGCGAGCGCGAGCUGCGACGGGAAUACGCCCCCGGGGUGGACGUUCCCGAGCGAGACUUGCGCGAUGACGCGCCCGACUUGGUGUGGUUGUGGUGGCGCUGUGAGUGUGGAGUCGUGGCGUCGUCGAGCGACAUAUCGACGAGACUUGUGGAGCUCUCGCGCUUCGAGAGCCAGCUCUGACCUUUUUCCUCGCGGGUGGAUGAAGCAAGAGCUAUGCCGGCGCGAAGCAUCCAUUCCGCAUCAGACUUGGAGGAUGUAUGAGCUGCAUCGCUGAAUUGGCGCCGUGCGUAUGCGGAGCUAGCUUGUUUCUUGUGCGAGGCUUGGUGGUGGUGUAGUGCCAGGGCGACUUCUUUACUGUGUAGAUUCGUAUCACUUAGAAGACCGGCUCGGGUGGAGCUUUUGCUUCGGGCGUGGCGGGUGCGCGAUGAGCUGCGUGAGUGCGAAAGGAUGGGCGGUGUGCUGGGUACGGAGACGCUGGAGAGAUAGGAGCUCCGUGGUGGGGCUGUUCUGGUACCGCUGGCUGUGUGAUCGUGGCCAUCGUGGUCGGUGGUGCCGUGGUGGAUGUUGAAGUAGUCUUCGGGUUCGAGGUCGUCGUCGAUGGGGAACCGCGGUGUAAGUGGAGCAAGCGAGACGUGAUUUAGAUUGGGGUAGGAGCGGCGAGAAGGGAACCCGCCCGAGUUGGAG
Penicillium brasilianum is the source of this 3623-nucleotide messenger RNA. The record is from the annotation of a GenBank genome assembly. NCBI's taxonomy places the organism in Eukaryota, Fungi, Ascomycota, Eurotiomycetes, Eurotiales, Aspergillaceae.